Messenger RNA from Acanthaster planci (crown-of-thorns starfish), 7672 nucleotides. RefSeq names its product dual 3',5'-cyclic-AMP and -GMP phosphodiesterase 11-like. Lineage: Eukaryota; Metazoa; Echinodermata; Asteroidea; Valvatida; Acanthasteridae. The record is from RefSeq and is a predicted model, not a curated record. Gene Ontology annotation, biological process: signal transduction. Gene Ontology annotation, molecular function: protein binding; 3',5'-cyclic-nucleotide phosphodiesterase activity.
UCGAACUUUUCGAGUCGGCAGAUGCAAAAUGUUAUACCUCCAUCGGUUUGCUUGGUCAAGCACUUGUAUUUGCCUGCCGGACACUUUUUAUUUGCGGACUAUAGGUAGUAUUUGCUCUACCCCACAUGCACUGUGUGUACUGCCCUCGACGGUGUGCCAUUUUUCGCUAGUGGGUGAAACUGCUUGACGAUGCACAUUAUUAAUGGACCACACGUAACCCGAUCGCGGCAGCUCGCGCUGAGUUGGUCGAUCAUCAAGAUCAAGACGGAAACAGGACACUCAAACCUCGGGAAGACAGAGGGAGGAGACGCUUUUAAUCGGGCCGGGUUGGCAUGACCAAAGGACAAGGAAGCAGACUGGGAUAUUUGAUUGGGGUUAGAGACGCCUCAAACUGGAAUUUGGCGGAUUGUGAAUGGCCCGGUCACCCGGGCCUGACCGGGUUGAACAGGGAACGAGUCUGCCGGCGUUGCUGAGGCCAGCGUACAGUAUGGGGCCGGUGCCGGGAAAUGGAGACACCAUACCGGACAACAACGGCGAUCGCAGCGGUGACUACGAGCGCAUGGAGAAAUGGCUGGACUCUCACCCGGAGUUUGCCCACGAUUAUUUCGCUCGCAAGGCUACACGGAGCAUGAUCGACGGCUGGUACAUAGCCCGGGCGGUGUCCCAAACUGCCAAGCCUCCAAUGGCCGAGUCGCCACAUUCACCGAGCAGCUCGUCUGGAAGCAAUACUCCAGUCAGGAAGGUGUCGGCCUCCGAAUUUGAAGUCCAAGGUUCUGGGGGCUCGCUGGGCAGGAUGAUUUCCACUGUGGAUGGGGCCCCGAGUUUCCUGGGCACCAGCCACCUACAUCUUCAAGGGAAUUCCAGGUCCUCACCGACGCGAUCACGGAAGUCCAUCAGUGAGCUAAAACAGCUUGAUGACCGAGCUGUGCUGAUGGAAUUAGUCAAGGACAUUGCGAAUGACCUGGACCUGAACUCCUUGUGCCACAAAAUUCUUCAGAAUGUCCUGAUUCUGACCAAGGCAGAUCGCGGGUCCCUGUUCUUGGUGUACGGCAAAGGGACAGACCACUGCUAUCUAGGUUCCAAGCUGUUCGAUGUGACUAGCGAGUCGACCGUAGAAGUGGCCGGGAAUGAGGAAGUACGUGUGAGCUGGGGCAAAGGAAUCAUAGGAUAUGUCGCGAAGACAGGCGAACCUGUCAAUAUUGCCAAUGCUUACGAGGAUCCUCGAUUCAAUUGUGAAAUCGACCUGCAAACAGGGUACAAAACCAGAAGUAUGCUGUCUAUGCCCAUCAAAGCCCCCUCUGGGGAAGUGAUAGGUGUGGCGCAGGUCAUCAACAAGAUUGGCAGUAAGGACAGGCUUGAAGCCUUCACUGAUGGCGACGAAAAGGUAUUUGCUCAAUAUCUCCAAUUUUGUGGCAUCGGCAUCAAUAAUGCAAGGAUCUAUGAACGGGCCACCAUGGAAAUAAGACGAAACCAGGUGUUGUUGGAACUGGCCAAGGUUUUGUUUGAGGAACAAAGCACACUGUCCAACAUAGUGCGACGGAUUAUGGAACUGACCAUAUCCCUCUUGCGCUGUGAACGGUGCUCAAUCCUAUUAGUGGACGAGACAUCUAAGAGAAGAAAAAAUAAGCGUCAGCCAAGCAAAGAAACGAGCAUCUUUUCGCAAGUGUUUGAGAUGGGCGUGGAUGAUCUGGAGAACAAGGGCCCCAACAACGGAGGAAGCACCGAGUGUCGUUUUCCAAUCCACAUUGGAAUCACAGGGUAUACAGCAACUACUGGUGAGACUUUGAACAUCGCCGAUGUGUACAAGGAUUCUAAGUUUGAUCCAAAGGUUGAUGAAGAAACAGGGUAUAAGACGCGGCAGAUGCUGUGCAUGCCCAUCAAGAAUGCCUACGGGUCCAUCCUAGGUGUCAUCCUAUUGGUCAAUAAACAGGACGGGACGCCGUUCAAUAGGAAUGAUGAGGACAUGUUCGAGGCUUUCUCCAUCUUCUGCGGAAUGGGUAUCAACAACACCCACAUGUACGAGAAUGUGUGCCGAGCUGUUGCUAAGCAACGGGUAGCCUUAGAGACGCUGUCAUAUCAUGCAACAGCUCCGCGUGAAGAGGCCAUCAGAUUAAAGAAACUGGCUGUUCCUACAAUCAGAGAGGUUGGGCUUGACGACUACUUCUUCAGCGACAUGAAACUAACGGAGGAUGAGACACUCACUGCAUCACUCAGGAUGUUCUUAGAUUUGGAUCUCGUCAACCGCUUUCGGAUCAAUUAUGAGACUCUGUGUAGAUGGCUACUGAGCGUCAGGAAGAACUAUCGCAGCGUGAGAUACCACAACUGGCGCCACGCCUUCACAGUAACGCAAACCAUGUUUGCGCUGAUCAAGAACGGAGGUAUGCGAGAUGUACUGACGGAUCUGGAGUGUCUAGCGCUAUUGGUUGGUUGCUUGUCACAUGACCUAGAUCAUCGAGGCACCACCAACAACUACCAAAUCAUGUCUGAGUCACCACUCGCCCAGCUCUACUCUACCUCGACCAUGGAGCACCACCACUUUGACCAGUGCAUCAUGAUCCUCAGUAGCAAGGGUAAUGAGAUCUUCAUGAAUUUGAACGCUGAAGAGUACAGCCAGGCUAUGCGUCUCUUGGAGCAUGCUAUUCUGGCCACCGACUUGGCACUGUACUUCAAGUUCCGGGGAGAGUUCUUCAGACUGGUGGAGGAGGGCAACGAAGAUUGGACCGAUGACGACAACAAGGAGCUGCUUCGUGGAAUGCUGAUGACAGCCUCCGAUGUGUCAGCCAUCACAAAGCCCUGGGAAGUGCAGAAAGAGGUUGCGCAGCUGAUUUUUGGGGAGUUCUUUGAGCAAGGUGAUCUAGAAAGACAGCAAUUCAACAAAACACCAGAGGACAUGAUGAAUCGAGAGAAGCUUCACCUGCUACCAAAGAUGCAAGUGGGGUUUGUGGACUCAAUAUGCAUGCCGGUGUAUGAGGCCCUGGCAAAGACCUCAGAGAAGUGUACUCCGCUGCUCAGCGGCUGCAAACAGAACCGCGACCACUGGAAGGAGAUCGCCGAGGACUGCAAGCAGCCGGGGACAGAGACGAAGGAGAAGGCGUCAUCCGACGAGAAGGACAUCGACGAAUCGGAAGCACUGCCAGCCUCCGCGCCAGUCCAGCCAAGCAAUAAAGAUUGAUUGAAUCGUACAAUUGUGUACCCACAUAAUGUUGCUCCUUUUAGUCAGUCCUUUUCAACCAGUGUUGUAUUCGAGUCCAUCACAAGUCCUUUCAUAAGUCCAUCACAAGUCAUUCAGUCUUCAGCCAAUUCGCAAGCCAUUCAAAUGACCUGUGACAAAAGCAUUCCUUUGUCAUUGUUCACCCUGUUACUUUUGACUGGCCUUUUGAAGGCACUUGUAAUGGACUCGAAUACAGCACUGUUUUCAACGAUUUCUACUUAUUCAAUUUAAGAUUCUAGUGGCAUAGAUUUAGUAUACCGAGGAACUUUUUUCCUAGUACUUUUAGAAGAGGACGUACUACGAAUUUUUUAGUCAAUUUGAAGCUCUUGUGUCGUUCAACUUCAAGUUUUAAGCCGGAUAAACAUACAAAGGCACGUACAAUUGCAAAUUGCUGCAUUUGGUGGUGUUGAGACGGUCUGCCUCGUAGCAGAAAGUAUUCUUUGUGAAACCGUUCAUCCCUCCCGUGUUUCACUCUAAAAAAAAAAAAAAUUUGCGGUAAAUUUUAUUGUCAGAUGUAUGUAUAUAAUUUAACGUGGUUGGAUAGUUUUUAUGAUUAAUUUAUGGGAAAGUGCAACUUUGCGAUGUGGGUAGCUGAGUGGGUGUUUUGGUCCAUCCCACCUGGUUGAUUUCUGCAGUAUUUGGAGGUUCAAUCGGCCGUACUCUCAGGGUUGCUUGCAAGCUCGUUCUGCCAUUCGCUCACUCUCCACCUUUGGACGUAUUUGUACAGAUAUUUGUAAAUAGUGCUCCGUUUAGCAUGUGUGCUACAACAUAACAGUAACAUUUCGCUCCAGUACAAGUAUUCUGUCCUCGUGGUGUGACCAGAUCAUCUGUGGACGUAUUUGCUUCUCGGAAUUAAUUCUUGGGGGGUAGACAUUUAAAAUUGAUGAAUGGAGAUGAAAUUAUGAAUUGCCCUUUUGGACACUUUUUUUGCUUUUUUCUAGCUUUACUGCAUUCACAUCAAAGCUACGUUCAAACUUCAAGUUAUAUGUGUUUGGUGAAGGUCAAGAAAAAAUGAACAGAAUUUUGACUUUGUCAAAAAUCAACAUAAAUAGAAACUUUCUAUUUUGUCUUACCUCUUCACAGUAACAGUCAACUUUUUUUUAUUCUUGUAGGUUUAAGUUUGUACUUAGGGACAAAACUAGUUACGGUACGAUAUAUGAACUGGCACACAAUUUACUUGUUAGUUGGGGUAGGCUUCAAAUGCUGCUGUGUCGCAGUAUGUCCCUCAAAAGUGUUCAAGCAAUUUCACCUGCUUGAUGGACUGAGUAGAGGUUAUGCAUUAAUUAACGAAUCCUGAGAGGGCAAGAGUUUUAUAACACUGGGUAGGCUCAAGUAAACCUUUCGUGCAUUCGUUGUAACUAAGUUAAAAUAACAAAACCAAUAUCUAAGACACCGUGGAGACGCCAGCAACGCAUAACCUCUAUAGUUGGCUCAACAGCAGCAUUCAUGAAUACCACAUCAAACGUUCAGGCCAAACUGCAGUCCCCCUGAAGCCCGUCUGCAUUACAAAUCUCAGUUGUCACUUUAUUAUUGCUAUCCAGGAUAAUAUAGAAACUUGAAUGUGUAGCGAAACUCGGGGCAUGCGUUUUCCGCUGAGCAUGCAUUCUUUGUUAGGAGAGCAGUGCACCCCUUGAUUUGGUUCCAAGCCCAUUUGGCCCAUCAUGCCAGUGUUUAGCUGCAGUUUCCUCGGCAUAAUAUUCAAUCUACAGGCUAGGAAGUAAAAGUACAUGUAUAUUACAAUGCUAAGCAUAACAAGAUCUGACAGACACAAGUUAUUAAUGAAAAAAGGGCAUUGGCACUUGGCAGUUUACCAAAAGUCAUAUCAGUUCAACUACAUGUACAAGUUGUAAUUGGGGAGUUAUUUCUCUUCCGGUACCCACCAAAAUGAAUCACCAAGACAGAUGGGUGUAGAUUUGCUGCUGCCAUUUGUGGAUCGUGGUGGUGGGAAGAUAAAUUUUUAGAAUUAUGAUUCCUGCGGCGGGGAAUUUUACUUUCAGCGUUUUCCACAGUUUUGGAUAUUGACCAAGUGAUAUCAAUCCUUUACAUUUCCUUGCUGCUUUUCGUCUCUAUUGAAUUCUAAUUGAAGAUCCUUUGACCUCCUAAUGGCAAUACACAUUUGUUAUAACAAUUUGGGGUUUUUUUUCUUCAACUUUCAGUUUCUGUUUUGAUACCUUUGCCCGGUUUGUUUUGGGGAAAAUUUAUUCAUUUGAUCAUUGUCUUGUUUUCUUAAACACUGUUCGUAUUGAGAAAGAAUUUCCUUUUAUUUUCCACCAGCUCAAAUUCUCUGUGGUAACCCAAGUGGUACUUAAUGGAUAGCUAGGAAAUUUAUUUGCUGGUUUUUCCUCGAGACGAUACAGUAUUACGCGUGUGGGUGAUGCAUCCAGUUUUGGUACUCUACUAAGAAAGAAUCUUUCCGCUUUACAGUGUUUUAAUUUUGCAAUUGUUUUAAUUUGUUACUCUUGACACCUUGUUACACUGUCAACAAAACAGCAAGAGAUGGCACCGUGGGAACUAUUGGAACCCUUGGUAAUACCCAGGUAACAAUAUGAAAAUGUGAAAAAGGAGUGUGUAAGAGAGUUUACUCAGGUAGCAAUCUUAGGAAAUUUAGGACGAGACCAAUCAAGAACAUUUUGGUUGCAAACAGUGAGUGCCGUCAUCUCCUAAUUUGUGGACUUGUAAGUCUUGUAAGACUUGCAAGUCUGAGAGUUUACUUGAAGGGGGAAAAAACCCUGCAUUUCUAGACAUGAUUUUUGGGUCGUUGCAUCAUGUGUGCGGAAAUUUAAGACAGACUGUGGAUUCAAAACUGAAAGUGAAGAGGUUUGAGUGCUUCUGGCCUCCAGCUGUACUCAACUGUUUCUGUUUGUCGGCAGCUUGUUGCGUUCAUCAAGAAACUUGUUUUCUCAGUUAAAUGAUGAUUUGAUCAUCAAUAGAACCUUGAAUUUUUUUUGGUGUUUACCUGGACAUGAGUGCGUACUUCAUGAGUAUUAACCAAUACAUUUUAAUGCUAGUGUUAACCUUAGUUGUUGGUAACUAGUGAUUUAUUCAGCCUUUUUAGAGGAAUUUCUCAAGCUUUUGUCAAAUAACAGUCAGGAAACUCGAAACAUGCUGUGCAAAUAUGCUCGCUGCAUAUUUGCAGAGACAGCAUAUUUUACACACAGAGAAGCCACAACAGCAGUGUGGCCCUGAAUUGUAUUUAAAAAAAAAAAUUUAGAAGAGUAGAAAAUUAACAAAAAAGUAACUUCAUUUUGAAGAAAUACUACUGGAAAGUAGCAUACAGAACUAAUAGCAUGAGAAUUGCACCAUGUUAAGUCAGCCGUUUUUAUUCAUGUAUGUAUCAAAUCGUGGACGUGUAUAAGGAAGGCAGUCUCGCCGUGUGACCGUUUGGGAAGAGUUGCCCAAAUGGGACCAAGUGAUGAUUUCUCAUUGUAGCGUGUUCAUAUUACGUCAGAUAAAUCACGUCAUACAUGUAUCUAUAAAUAACGAUUGUUAAUGCUCUCAGCAAUAAACUUAAGUUUUGAUGUUUGAGAAUUUCACAAAUUGUACCCAAACUAUGCACUUAACUAGACAGGUUUUAUUAAGUUGGUGGAGAGUGUGUUCAUUUGAAAAUGGCAUUUAUCGCCAUUAUCAGUUUGCUGCUAAAGUGUACAUCUGCAGCCAAACUUCUUUUGAUAUGAAAAACAAAAUCUUCAGGCCUUUUUUUGUUCCAGUUAAGCUUGCUAUCCAUGUGGAAAGCAAACGUGAUGUCGUUCGUCAUUAUUCGGGCCACAGUAGUUCGGCGUGAAUGGUCUUCCCUUUAGCUGGGAAACUGGUCAUAGUUCCACGUUUAGGAGCUGUCAGUUUGGGUAAAUUGCUGCUGAUCGUGUGGAUGCUUACAGCCGCUGGAAGUCAAUUUGUUUGGACAUACUUGUACCUCAUACAUCUUAAUGGGUCUGAUGAGUAGACCCCGUCUGUGUCUUGCAUGCAAGCCGGGUCAUAACUGUGACUUCACUUUAGUCAAACCACGCCCACUAUGCAUAGAGUGCUCAUCCAAUCGAAGCUUGCACUCAGUGGUGCGUGCGCGUGUAUGACGAAGUCACAUUAAAAUACGAACCGGACACCUUUAGCUUCAUAUUCCUUUUCGGGGUUGAAUCUCUUUUUAUUUCACAAAUACAUACGUAAGUGAUAAGACUGGCGAUGUAAGCAUCCUGGCAAUACAGUUCUCGUGGUAGCUUGUAUAGCAUAUUCUGCGUCUCUCUUGAAGGAAAUGUUUGUCCCUGACAGUCCUCAUUCUUCACCUGUUGAACGCAGAGGACUGCACAGUAACCAUGUAUUCUGUGAUCUUUGGUCGACAACAAAAAGUGCUGUUUCCAGCUCUUUGUCAUAGACAUUUUUGUGUAGAAUAUACAGUUCCUUACUUGUAGUUUGUUACAGCUAAAGUAGAUGAAGAGCUUAACGAUAAUAGCGACCAAGAAAGGUAAUUUU